Molecule: messenger RNA, 5031 nt
Organism: Etheostoma spectabile (orangethroat darter)
Lineage: Eukaryota; Metazoa; Chordata; Actinopteri; Perciformes; Percidae
Gene: ppp2r5eb
Product: protein phosphatase 2, regulatory subunit B', epsilon isoform b
Biological process (GO): signal transduction; protein dephosphorylation
Cellular component (GO): nucleus; cytosol; protein phosphatase type 2A complex
Molecular function (GO): protein phosphatase activator activity
Source: RefSeq, a predicted model, not a curated record
CAGGGCUAUGUCCUCGGCAGCCACCACGUCUCCAUCUGUGGACAAAGUGGACGGAUUUUCACGGAAGUCUGUCAGGAAGGCCAAGCAGAAGCCGCAGAGUUCGUCCCAGUUCCGCUCUCAGGAACCCAUCGAGCUCACGCCCCUGCCACUGCUCAAGGACGUGCCAGCGCCGGAGCAGCCGGAGCUGUUCCUGAAGAAGCUGCAGCAGUGCUGUACUGUCUUUGACUUCAUGGACACGCUGUCAGACCUCAAGAUGAAGGAGUACAAGCGCUCCACGCUCAACGAGCUGGUGGACUACGUGACGGUCAGCCGGGGCUACCUGACUGAGCAGGCCUACCCUGAGGUCGUGAAAAUGGUGUCUCACAACAUAUUCCGGACCCUUCCGCCCAGCGACAGUAACGAGUUUGACCCAGAGGAAGACGAGCCCACGCUCGAGGCCUCCUGGCCACACUUACAGUUGGUAUACGAGUUCUUCAUCCGGUUCUUGGAGAGUCAGGAGUUCCAGCCCAGCAUUGCCAAAAAGUACAUAGACCAGAAGUUUGUCCUACAGCUCUUGGAGUUGUUUGACAGCGAGGAUCCUCGGGAGAGAGACUACCUGAAGACAGUCUUGCAUAGAAUCUACGGCAAAUUCCUGGGUCUGAGGGCUUUUAUACGAAAACAGAUCAAUAAUAUUUUUCUACGUUUUGUUUAUGAGACGGAGCACUUCAACGGGGUGGCUGAGUUGCUGGAGAUCCUGGGGAGUAUAAUCAAUGGUUUCGCUCUGCCGCUGAAAGCGGAGCAUAAACAGUUUCUGGUCAAAGUGUUGAUCCCCCUCCACACUGUCAGGAGUCUGUCCCUCUUCCACGCACAGUUGGCGUAUUGCAUUGUACAGUUCCUAGAGAAAGACCCAACAUUAACGGAACCAGUCAUCAGAGGCUUACUGAAGUUUUGGCCAAAAACCUGCAGUCAAAAAGAGGUAAUGUUUCUAGGCGAGCUGGAGGAGAUCCUGGACGUCAUCGAACCAACACAGUUUGUCAAGAUCCAGGAGCCGCUCUUCAAACAGAUCUCCAGAUGUGUCUCCAGCCCGCAUUUCCAGGUUGCAGAGCGAGCUCUGUACUACUGGAACAACGAGUACAUCAUGAGUCUGAUCGAGGAGAACUCCAGCGUCAUCCUGCCCAUCAUGUUCGCCAGCCUCUACAGGAUCUCCAAAGAGCACUGGAACCCGGCCAUCGUGGCGCUGGUGUACAACGUACUGAAGGCCUUCAUGGAGAUGAACAGUACCUUAUUUGAUGAACUCACAGCCACUUACAAGUCAGACCGCCAGCGUGAGAAGAAGAAGGAGAAGGAGCGAGAGGAGCUCUGGAAGAAGCUGGGGGACUUGGAGCUGAAGCGGGGCCUUAGGAGCGACGGGAUCAUCCCAACUUAACGAAGACCGCGCCACGCUCCCCUCUGCCCCCCCACACUUCUCCCUCUCCCCCUGUGACUCCCCCCCUUCCCCCCCCUCCUUAUCCCUGACCCCCCCCCUCCCCCACAUCACCAUGUCUGCCCAGCUCUGAGAAGUCCCCGAUACAGGCCAUCGUCUCUGGCCGCCGCUGGUUCUUAAUGGUUUUUUUUUUUUUUUUUUUUCUUAUGGUUUUUUUUCCUCCUGUGUUUGUGCGACUUACUUUACAGUAGAUUCAUCACGUCUGUUUUCAUUAUUUCAACAGCACUGUAAAUAAUAAUUUUUUUCUUCUUUUCCCCCCCUUAAGCUGAUAUUAUUGCAAACGGAAAAGCAAAACAAUAAUAAUAAAUAAAAAAAGGAAGAAAAAAAUAGAAAAUGAGAAAAUGACUUGUGUGGGAGGGGGAAUUUAACAAAAAAACAACAUAUGGACUGUACGACGUGAGACAAACUCUUGAAAACAAAAAAAGAGAAGAUUGGAACUCUUCUUCUCCAGUCCAGUCCCGUGUAUCAUUUUUAUUUACCUGGCUCUCCUCUUUCUUUUCUUCUCGUUGCCUCCAUCUUUUGGUUCACUCUCCUGCCUCUCUAAUGGUGCAUCUUUUCUGCCCCCGUGUGGGACAUCCGGACUAAAAAUGGGUUCCCCACUCCCCCCCGAGGUUCCUCUCUUGCCCCGCCCAAAUGUCUACAGGCUGGGGGGUGAACAAAACACAUAAAAAAAACAAAAAACGGUGACUUCCUCUGUACACACUAACUGUAUCCUCCUGAGUGCGUUUACAUGCGUGUUCAUGAAAGAGUUUAUUGUACGGGUAUUAAAUCUUAUAUAAUCAGUAUAUUAAUUUCUGUUGUUCAGUUUAGUAUCUUUUUCAUGCUCAUAGCUACAUAAUUAAGUCCCCCAAGAUUCAUAUCUUACCAUCUUAUUAUACUGAAAGAAGUUUAAAAUCACACGAUUUUGACCACAAACGCACCUUAAGCAGCGACUGGCAGAACCUCAGUGACGUUGCAUUUCCUGUGGCUCCUUCAAAAUAAAAGCCGCCAUGUGUUUCAACACUUAAACGGGACCUAGCAGCGGCAGGUGAAGUUCAGUUUCCGUUAGCUGUCGAAAAAAAGCAACUCUGAUGCACCUGAUGGAAUAAUCAACCAUAAAGUUAUAGUACGUGCACUCGAGGAUUACUGAAUUUAAAUACACUGAAGGGGUUCUGCAUAAGUGCUUACUUAAAAACACAAAGUCUCUUUAACCUUUUGUGUAAGAUUAGUUUUUCCACCUUUACUUUGGUUCCAUCUGGUGGUUGUAUCAAAAAUGACACGGAACAGCACACACAAAGUUGGCGUGAGGGGAAAAUUCAUAUGCUGUGAUCAUUUACAUGUUAACCAAUGAAUUCAAUUACACAUAUAACCAAUGGCAAAACCCAAUAGUUUUUUGGUUUUGAAUGCACACAUUAUUUAGCCUGGAAAUCCAGACCCAGAUCUGAAAGAUAAAGGGUCUGGCUUCGAGUAAUAAAAGUCGCCCAUCUCGAGGGGGGGGGGCACCAAGUGUGCGUUUGAAAAUCUCACUGCACGCAAUUGGAUAAUACUAUGACCAAUCACAAUAACGCACGGGGCAACGUAUCCGAGCCGUACCUUGAUUGGUGCAGCUCGCCUCUGGCCCCGCCUAUAUCAGAUAAUGCGAUGUGAUUGGUGCAGCUUGCCUCUGGCCCCGCCUAUAUCAGAUACAGUAAUGUGAUUGGUGCGGCUCGGCUACCAGGGCAUAGUUAAUGAGCAGCAUUACUCGAUGCCGGGGGAGGGGGGGAUCACAUCAUGGUUAUGUCAGGUCAGUUAUUUUGUCCUUUUUUGUCCUGGUGAUGACCUGCUGGUGACUCCUCCAGGGCUGGGAUCCGGCUUCUUAGGAACCACGAUGUAAAGCAGGUGACUCCAGAACGCUCCGCAUGUAAACGCACUCCAUUCCCUUUGCUUCCUCCUCAAAAAAUGGACUACUUCUCAUUCACUUGAUUCAUUUUUCUCCUUCCCUCCAUCUUUGACCCCUCCCCCCCUCCUUCCCUGCCACACCAGGGGUCUGUUUCAGGAAGCAGCUUUAGUGAAAACUCUGAGUUAGUUAACCCUGAGAUGAAGGAAACAGAACGGGAGGUUAAUCAGACCAGGGGGGGGGGGUAACUCCGGUCCGUUUCGGAAAGAGAUGUAUCUUAACUUCAGAGUCAGUUACUAUGGUAACUCCAGCCCGUUUGCUCCAACGCACUCUUUCAUCUCCUCAUUCAUUCAUUCAGUCUGUAUCAGUCUCCUCCUCUGACUCAGCACUCUUUCACCUCCUCAUUCAGUUAUGUAUCCUACAUAACCUUAUGUGUCCUCAUGUCACUACCAUCAUCAACAUGGAACCUCAGAAUUGGAGUAGUGGGCCAUUUCACCAGUAAUAUACUUAUGAUUAAAUAUGAUAUACACACUAUAUUGGAACUUUCUCCCAAACGUAUUCUCUCUCUUUUACAGCAGCCGCUGUGAUGCUUUUUACACAUACAUGUUCAAACUCGCUGUAUGUGCGCACGAGGAUUCCCGCCGACCAGUUUGUGUGUGGUUGUUGCCAUGGUGAAUCGAAAGCCUUUUCAUUGUGGUUGUGCACGCGCCUAACUCUGAUGCUGCGUUCAGGCAACACGGGUUUUCACAAGCGUACCCGUGAAAAGCGCCCUGGAGCGGCACUCAAACCAGUAACUUACUACUGGUGAACUCGUACCGGACCGUUGGACUCCCAGUUACACACACACACACACACACACACACACACAAAAACAACAAUGGCGACCCCUGUUGAUGCCGUACAGACGCUGGGGAUUAACAAUUAACAAUAAUUUCUCACAUUGUAAUCAAAUCGAUACACAUAGGAUUGUGUAGCUACUACUACAGGUUAUGUUUAUUAAGUGAAGCCCAAAAUAUGUCGCUGACUAGAAAUUGCUAGUAUCAGCUAGCGCUAGCUAACGCCGUCGGUAGCUAGCUAACGCCGUCGGUGGCUAGCUAACGCCGUCGGUGGCUAGCUAACGCCGUCGGUGGCUAGCUAACGCCGUCCGUUGCUAGCUAACGCCGUCGGUAUGCAUCAGCUACCGCCGUCCGUCGCUACUACGCCCCGUCCGCCUACUCUAACGCCUGCGGGGCUAGCUAACGCCGUCGGUUGGCUAGCUAGAGCCUCCGGUGGCUAUCUAACGCGUCGGUUGCUAUGCUAACGCCGUCCGUUGCUAGCUACGCCCGUCCGUUGCUAGAUAACGCUCGCUGUGGCUAGUGAUGACGCCGCGGUGGCUAGCUAACGCCGUCGGUAGCUAGCUAACGCCGUCGGUAGCUAGCUAACGCCGUCCGUCGCUAGCUAACGCCGUCCGUCGCUAGCUAACGCCGUCGGUGGCUAGCUAACGCCAGCUAGAAGGGUUUGUGGUGACUUUUGCUAAAAGCGGUGUCUGGGACGCAGCAUGAGUCCACCUACUCCGAGUUGAUUCAACCAAACUCUGAGAUUUUCAUCUCAGGGUAAAUUGACUCAGAGUCCAGACUUUGGUGAACCUCCUUCCUGAAACGGACCCCUGGUACCCGGGUACCAGUCUGGCACUGGUACCCUCUGGCCAUAACGGGGACUUACUGAUUAAAAAAUA